AUGAUUCUCUCUUCUUACAAUUUUCAUAUUGGACGAACGAAUGGUUCGCUAUUUUGUGAUCUGAUGUGGCCCGUUGGCAAAAAUAUGAGAACAAUGACUGCUCAAUGUUUCUAUAUACCUGUUCAUGGGCAAAUCACAAAUCAUUUUUUAUAUGGCAUUGUUCAGAACAAUGCGGCACUAUUCGCUGGAAUACAAUCUGAAUAUAAUGAUUCUACAGAAAUUCAAAUACUACUUUAUACGCCAAUUCAUGAAGGAUAUACACGGUACAAAGCAAAAACGUUGGGACAAUUCAUCUUGUUUCUUGAAAUUGUUAUGGCUGCCUCUGAAAUUGUGGAUGAGUGA
Molecule: messenger RNA, 342 nt
Organism: Adineta ricciae
Lineage: Eukaryota; Metazoa; Rotifera; Eurotatoria; Adinetida; Adinetidae
Source: the annotation of a GenBank genome assembly